AUGGAUGACGAAUAUCUUGACAGAGCCGAAGGAUCUGAAGGGGGUGAAUUUGAAAGCGAAGACAAGCAUGAGGAUGCGGAAGACGGUUCAGUACUGAGCGACCAAACAGAUGACGAUGAUACCCAUGAUCCAGCCCAAACAGAUGAUUCAUAUCUCGGAGACCCCGAGUUUGCAGAUUCUCACAUCCAUGCCGAUGAUGGCGGUGAUACUAGUUCUCAUCACGAAGCCACGGACGAAGAUGUGUUUAGCGACAAGAGCCCACGAAGCUCUCUAGGGUCGUACGAUGCCGUUUCCGAGUCCGACAAGGCACACAAGGACUUUGACAAUAUGACAACCGCGACUCGGUCACCUCGAGUUUCCGAUAUUUCAUCAUACGAGCGGGAAUAUGAGAAGGGAGAUUUCAUUCCUACCGUUAGAGGAACACCGCGCCCGCCGUUUCGGACCCCUUCGGAUGUGCGAGCCAUGCAGAUGUCAUCGCCGCCAUCUUCGGUCCUCGGUUCUCCUCGAUCUACAAAGAGGCAGUUUCCUACAGUUUCUCGCUUAGGAACGCCCACAGCCUCCGCCCAGUAUUCCCCGAAGAGGAUGUCCACCCCGCCGCGUUUUAAGGGACGUAAGGAGGCACCUCUCGUCCUACUCCAUGUCACAUUGUUACCACUAAGGUGGGCAUGGGGCAAUCUACUUAACAAUCUCGAUACGGAUGAUGUGAGCGAGCAGGUGAAGACUCUCCAAGAAUCAUGGAGACUCCUACAAGACCGAAUUGGCGACACCGUCAUCGAGAGAGGUAUACUUCUAGGCCAUCCUCAGAAUGACUAUGAGGUUCUCGAGGAGCGCCUGCUCGAAGCGUUAGAGUUGCCGUUCCGCAGACGAGCUCGGAUCUUGGAAUGCGGUCAUUAUCUCGGUCCUGCCAACGAGUCAACCCUGACCGAAGACGAAGAGAGCGAAGAUGAGUGGAGUUCCCAACGAUCUCGUGCUGGGGAUAAGCGACACUGGUGUGACACUUGCAAAAGCGAGAUUCGCGGUGACUCUCUCGGCUCGGAAAAGAUCUUUCGGGUUAAGGUCUAUGCCAGCAACGGGUUGAUGAGGGCUGGUGCCUGGGAAGCUUGCUGGAAAGAGAUGGAGCGUGUAGACGUUGAACUGGAACCCAUCGUAGAGCCCGCUUUGCAAGAGGAGUUAGUCCAUCUCGCCGCGAUUCAUCAAGAGGCAAAUAUUGAAAAGGAGACCACGCAGCAUCAGAGGGAACGGACCGAUAUGGGCUCUCAAUUUGGGGCCUCCUCACCCCAGCCAGAGCCGUCCCGCGUUGGCACACCUAUUUCUGCAGAGGAGCGGCUCCGGCAAGAUGAAGAACGGCUUCGCGAGAUCUAUGGACAUUCGCCACCACCACAAUCUCAGGAGCCGUCGGUUCAUCCAGGUCAGGACAAGGGGUCACAUGUGCCACCACCGCCUCCCUCCGACGACGCCUAUAAACAAAAGAAACCACAUCAGGCUGCCUACCAGAACGCGUCGUUCCCUGAGCUUCUACUUCAGUCUAUGAGGGUUUUAAUACAAGACGGCAGGAAUGUUGCCAUCUUCACUCUCAGCAUUUUUGUGCUUAUGCUUGCCUUCCGGAACGCUCCCACUCCGGCUGAGCCCGUCUACGAGCCAGUGAUCCACCGGAUGAGAGACGUCCCAAUCGCGCGCCGCGCCCAGGCCGUCGAUAUACCUCAGGUACCUACCGUCCAGGCAGCAUCACUAGAAGAAGAGCAAUACGAAUCUGAAGUGAAACCUAUCAUUUCUGAAGAACCUACAAGUAUGACGUCUGCUCAUGAUACGAUACAGACCGAACCUAUAGUGGCUGAGACGGACUAUCAAGACGAUCUAGAAGUUGUAUUGCAGCAGGACAUAUCCACCAGCGAGCCUGCAGCGGCUCCUAUGGAUUACCAGGAGGGGUCCGUUGCCGAAGAACCUCAGCAAGAGACAACUCAAAGCGAAGCUGAACCAGUCUCAGCGAUUUAUGAAGCUUUAGAAGUUGCAAUUGAGCCCACAGCAGCCCAGGACAGCACAGCAACGGCGACAAGCAUAUCCACUGUCUAUGAGCCGUGCAGUACAUUCGCAGGCGCCUACGACCAGUUUAUAUACAUGGCACUUAAGUCGGAGCAGACCGAAACUGUAACAGAGAAGAAAGUGGUUCGAGUCUUCCACACAGUCACGGAGACGGAGCUGGAGACGGCUACUGAAACCGUCAAGAUGUCUGCCACUGAUGUUUCAACCGAGGCUACACCAUCUGUUGCUACGGACGAUGUUGCUACGGAUGAUGUUACUAAAGAUGAUGUUCCCCUUGAUCUAACUCCAGUCAUGUCAUCGGAGAAAGAGGAGCCAACGGUGGCUGAAGUUGUGACCGAAGCUAUGACGGAGGAAAUCGAAUUGUAA
Daldinia childiae is the source of this 2406-nucleotide messenger RNA. RefSeq lists its product as uncharacterized. Lineage: Eukaryota; Fungi; Ascomycota; Sordariomycetes; Xylariales; Hypoxylaceae. The record is from RefSeq and is a predicted model, not a curated record. Bases 1 to 2406 code for a protein of 801 amino acids. The transcript has 2 exons.